Messenger RNA from Populus trichocarpa (black cottonwood), 732 nucleotides. Its product is annotated as formin-like protein 5. Bases 144 to 587 code for a protein of 147 amino acids. The transcript has a single exon. The record is from RefSeq and is a predicted model, not a curated record. NCBI's taxonomy places the organism in Eukaryota, Viridiplantae, Streptophyta, Magnoliopsida, Malpighiales, Salicaceae.
CUGAACACUAACCCCCUCCCUGCUUCCCAAAUCUUGAAUGAGCCCAAAUUCUUGAAUUUUAACUAGAUUAUUACAAACUCGAGAAUCUGGGAUGCUAAAACCCCUUGAACUAUCCAAUCCAAUCCAAUCCAAUUUCCUGAUUCAUGGAAACGAAAUCAUCAAUCACCCCCACCUCUCUGAUUUUAGGGCUUAUAUUAACCUUCUAUUCGCUUCUUGUUGAAUCACAACCACUAAAUGGCCGUUCAUCAGCCCCAUUGAUGUCCCCUCCACCACCUCCUCCACCACCACCACCACCUCCCCCUCCUCCUCCUCCUCCUCCUCCACCACCAUCACCGUCACUACCUCCUCCAUCACUAUCACGAUCAUCGCCACCUCCACCUCCACCGAGAAAGAAGCUGCAGUUACCCCCGCCACCGAGGCAUAGAUUGACCGUAAAUGAGAAUAGAAGGAGAAGAAAACCACCACCACCAAUGAAGAAUAACAACAUGAACGCAGGGAAAGCGAUUGGGUUACUGUUUGUGGGCAUUGCUGCAAUCUUGCAGAUUGGUGUUGUUUGGUUCUUGGUUUACAAAAGAAGGCAGCUUUAGAAGAUCAAAGAUAGAUAUGAAAAUUGCUCUUCUUGAUUCCUUUUCAGUGGUAUCAAUUUUAUGCAAUGGAUUCUUUGGAAGGUGGUUUAUUGGAUUGAUUCUUUGGUGGAUGCAAAAUUACUGGAUUGAUGGAUAUAGCAUUCAA